Messenger RNA from Manis pentadactyla (Chinese pangolin), 1425 nucleotides. It is a transcript of the gene INSL3, whose product is annotated as insulin like 3. Gene Ontology annotation, molecular function: G protein-coupled receptor binding; hormone activity. Gene Ontology annotation, biological process: adenylate cyclase-inhibiting G protein-coupled receptor signaling pathway. The record is from RefSeq and is a predicted model, not a curated record. Bases 367 to 774 code for a protein of 135 amino acids. The transcript is spliced from 2 exons. Lineage: Eukaryota; Metazoa; Chordata; Mammalia; Pholidota; Manidae. Gene Ontology annotation, cellular component: extracellular region.
AAACACAAAGAGUGGGAAUUUAAAGCCAUGGCCAAAUGGCCAGUUACGGACAUCGACCAAGAUCUCUAAAACAAGGGAGCCUCAGGAAGUGGAGUGCGCCUAGCUCUUUAGCCCUACCCUGGGGUACUGGAUUGCCGCCUUUGAAGCGCAUGCCUCUCAUUUCAAAGCUAAAGGCAGGUCCUUGCACGACAAAAAAGAGAAAACCCAACUGUCAGGGCUUACGUUACACUUGCCCUGACCCCGCCCUUGACCUUCUCUCGGAACCGUCCUGAGGAAUGCUCUGUCCCGCUUCCAAGGUCCCCAGCUGGGGCGGGUUGGACGCCUAUAAGUGGGGGACUCCGCUGGGGCCAGGCGCCUUCCGCCGCCAUGGACCCCCGCCCUCUCACCUGGGCACUGGUGCUGCUGGGUCCGGCCCUGGCGCCCGCGAUUCGCCCCGUUAUCGGCACCGCGGCCGCCCGGGAAGCCCCCGAGAAGCUGUGCGGCCACCACUUCGUGCGCGCGCUAGUGAGGGUGUGCGGAGGCCCGCGCUGGUCCCCUCAGGAGGGCCGGCCGGCGGCUGGCGGCGACCGUGAGCUGUUGCUGUGGCUGGAAGACCGACAUCUCCUCCACAGGCUGGCAGCCGAUGGGGAUCCUGAGCUGGUACUUGCCCCACAACUCCUACCCAAGGCCUCUGGCCAUCGCCCCCACCGGCGGGCCGCUGUCACCACCCCUGCCCGCCACUGUUGCCUCAGUGGGUGCACCCGCCAGGACCUGCUGAUACUCUGUCCCCACUGAACCCUCCUGGGGCAUGGCUUCAUGGGAGCCUGAGGCCAGAAAGGUCUGGUCUGGUGAGCAGCCGAAGCCACACAGCACUGCAAAGCCCCACAUCUGUGGGGACAUUGUCGAUUACUUUCUGGGAUGGGGUUCUCACCAUCUUCUCUAGGCCACCUGUCUUCUGUGGGGCCAACUUGGAGGGGGGGGAAACCAGUCCCCAGCACUGGCUCGAAGGAUCCUUGGUUUUGUGGAGGUGCCACCGAGGGCCAAAUGUCCUCACCUCCAGGAGCCCCAGGUGCCACUGUCCCCACAUUUGUGAAACCCCUCUUGUUGUCUCCCUGAUAGUAAAUAAAUAAAACUCCUGCAGAAUCCAAAGCAAGUUUUUGCAUUUUCUCAAGGCACAAGCUUGGGCCAGCCCUCACAUAGGCUUGUCCCCAGGCAACUUGUCGACACUUCCAGGACUUGAUGACAAUUCAAGAGUCAUUACAAUACAAAGCAAGGAAACAAAGGCCUAGGGAGAUGGUCACUUUGCCAAGGUCAGACAGGGAGGGAAUGGCCAGUUGCUGGACUUAGAUCCAGGCAUCUGUUGAGACCCAUGGGAUGCCUCAAUGCCACUUCAUGUCCACUUAACAGUGACACACACCUGAAUGUCUGAAUGAGUCCCAGUGGACA